AGGAGAACGGUACACGCUAUUAUCAAAGAAAUGUACACAAGCCUAUUAUAUUGACAAAUGACAGCUAAAUGCAGUGGUGUUGCGUAUACGUCACAGAACGAAGAGGUAAAGGCAAGCAAAGGAAAGUCAAGCAAGAAUUGUAUUCAGUAGUGGCGCAGGCUUUGCGCUAACCACGCGUGUGUUGUUUUGGUUCGUUCAAGUUCGUAACUCGAUCCAAGAAUUCAAUUUGUAGAAUGUGACACACAUCGAUAACGUUUUCUCGUUGGGCAGAAGACAAACGGUACAGGUGUUCGAUCCAGACGUGUCUUAUUCUUCUCCACGAUACAGUUUCACGCGAAAUCAAGAGAACUUCGAUGAGAACUAUCGUUCUGGAUAUCUACAUCGGAUUUGGCUAAUCAAGAUUUAUCGGUCAAGUAUUUCCACAACAUUAUCGUAAAUUUACUGAUCACUAUCUUUAAGAUUCUUCGAGUGUUUUUAUUGUAUCUUAUUAUAUCUGUACUGUGACAAUUUUCAAAUGAUUGCCCAAUCAGUCAGCAAUUAACCUAGCCUCUAAGAAGGUUCUUAAACAGAUAAGCUACUUGGAUGAUAAGAACGUGUCAUACUGAGGAGAUCUUUUCCAUUUUUGACCGUGUGACUUUCAUUUCGAUGUGAGUGAUUCGUUCUUUUCUUCGUAAAAUCGGUUAUCAGUUGAAUAGCUAUCAACUAGUGAUCAAAGGAUCAAUUUGAAAGACGAGUUAAUGCAGCGUACGAAGAAAGAUGGACUCGAGCAAUUCAAAAUCCAAACCAAAUCCGCGGGUGAAGGCCAGCUUGCUGUCGGUGCUGCUUUGGUGGUGGACGAUAGACUUGUUCAAGACAGGCUACAGAAAGGUUCUGCAAACGGAAGAUUUAUAUAGUCCUUUGAAAACCGAUAAGUCAAGCUACCUUGGAGACCGAUUAGAAAAACGAUGGAAAAUCGAGUUAGAAAAUUCGAGGAAGUACAAGAGGAAGGCCAGCCUGUUGAGAGCUAUCUUUCGUACCUUUUUAUGGGAGUACAUCGUACUUGCUUUGAUGCAGAUAUUAAACGAAUUUUUCCUUCGAUUAGGGACACCGAUGCUUCUGGGUGGGCUUCUACGUUACUUCAAAAAGAGCACGACCGAAACUUAUGAAACUGCGUUACUAUACGCGGGUGGAAUUUGUAUAGCAACAGCUAUAAAUGUAAUCGCGCUCAAUCAAGUGGUUUUCGGCGCGUUUCAUGUUGGCGCGAGAAUUAGGGUCGCCGCUUGUUCUGUAGUAUACCGGAAGGCGUUACGGCUUAGCAAAACAGCGCUUGGUGAAACGGCACCAGGGAAAGUGGUCAAUUUGGUGGCCAAUGAUGUGAAUAGAUUUGAUCUCGUUUCCAUUUUCAUACAUCAUAUGUGGUCUGCACCACUUUCUACGUUAAUUAUAGCGUACUUUCUUUAUAUCGAAGCGGGAUACGCUGGAUUAAUUGGUAUCGCUGCGGUCUUCGUUGUUGUACCGAUUCAAUCAUAUACGGGAAAGCUGUCGUCCAAGUUUCGAUCACAGACUGCCAUGAAAACUGAUGAGAGAGUUCGUUUAAUGGACGAAAUUAUAUCAGGAGUUCAGGUCAUUAAGAUGUAUGCAUGGGAAAAACCAUUCUGUGCUUUAAUCGAAACUGCCCGUAAAUUAGAAUUGCAAGUGGUGUCUAAAAGUGCUUAUAUCCGAGGCAUCUACAUGACCUUCAACUUGUUCACUACAAGAAUGGCCCUCUUUUGUACUUUAAUUAGUAUGCUCCUAUUUGGCGAUAAAUUAUCAAUCGAUAAAGUAUUCGUUUUUUCUUCCUAUUUUAAUAUUCUGGCGCAUACUAUGUCUGGAAUGUUCGUACGGGGUUUUGCUGAAAUAGCCGAAUGCUUGGUGGCUGUGGGAAGAUUACAAUACUUUUUGAUGUACGAGGAAUUUCAAGACAGUGGCCAUAUUUUAAGCAACUUUACAACUAGCAUUAAUGGUAGCAUCAAUAGCAUCUCAAAGCAUGCUUCCAACAAAACUUCGAAGCCCGAUAUACCAUAUAUUGAUGAUGAAAUAGACGGCUAUGAAAAUCUGGAUGAGUCUUCAGAAAAAAGAAGACACAAUGGUCUAAUGGUUGUUGCUAGCGACUUGCUUAAGAAUACGGCGAAUAUGAUGGAGGAAAAGAAAGCUUUUUCAACAAUGAAUCAGGAAACAUACGCAGUAAAUAUGAGCCACUUAACGGCUAAAUGGGAACCAAGUCAAUCUGAAAACACUCUUGAAGAUGUAAAUCUUGAAAUACAAAAAGGAAAGAUAUACGCCGUAAUAGGUAUGGUCGGAGCUGGAAAGAGUUCUUUCCUGUCCGCUAUUCUUGGAGAAAUAGAAGUAACUGGAGGUCACGUGAAAGUGAAUGGAAGUCUGAGCUAUGCUGGACAAGAAGCUUGGGUCUUUGGGUCCACUGUUAGACAGAAUAUUCUUUUUGGACAACCUUAUAAUCGUCAAUUAUAUCAGAAGGUUGUGAAAGCUUGUUCUCUUCAAAGAGAUUUCAAGCAAUUCCCCCAAGGAGAUCAAACAGUUGUCGGGGAAAGAGGUAGUUCUUUGUCAGGAGGACAGAAAGCUAGGAUUAAUUUAGCUAGAUCUUUAUAUAGACAGGCGGAUAUUUAUUUACUAGAUGAUCCACUGAGUGCUGUUGACACCCAUGUCAGCAAACAUUUAUUUGAAGAAUGUAUACAAAGAUAUUUAGCUGGAAAAACGCGGAUUUUGGCUACUCAUCAGUUGCAGUAUGUGAAAAAUGUGGAUGCUAUUAUACUUAUUGAGCAAGGAAAAGUCACGGUAUUUUCCCAAUUUCAAGACUUACUAAGUCAACGACCAGAGUAUGCGGAAUUGCUAGCAGCGGAAUCAGAAUCUAUCGAGGAUAGCUCUUUAGAGAAGAGUAUUAUGAAAAGACAAUAUUCAUCAUCAAGCACUAGAAGCCGAACUCCGGAAGCAAGUAGUGGAGGAACAGACGACGAGGAAGAAGACGAAAAUUCUGAGAAAUUUAACGAUGGUUUAGAAGGAACCUCUCGUGGUGUAGUCAAAGGACCAAUAUUCAUUAAGUACUUCAAAACUGGUGCCAAUUUAUGCCUAGCCUGUACGGUACUCCUAUUGUUUAUAUGUACGCAGUUUAUGGCUAGUCUCAACGAUUAUUUUAUUCCUAUUUUAGUAAAUGAAGAAGAAACGCGACAUUAUUACAUUACACAAGCUAAGUUAAACGCUACCAAUAAUACCUCGAUUGAAAAUCUCGAUAUUUCCUCUAUGUAUAAUAGCAUGUACGUUUAUACCGCUAUUAUCGUUGGAUUAUUUUGCAUUGGUAUUACUAGAUCAUUAAUCUUCUACAAAGUAUGCAUAUUAUGCAGUCAAAAGUUGCAUGAUAUGGCGUUUAGUGCCUUAAUUAGGACAGGCAUGAGGUUCUUUGAUACGAAUCCUAGUGGCCGAAUUCUCAAUAGAUUUUCUAAAGACAUGGGAGCCAUUGAUGAAUUGUUACCAAAGGCUAUACUCGAUGCUGGUCAAAUAUGCAUGAUGAUGUUUGGGUCUUUAGCAGUAUCAUGUAUAAUCAAUCCUCUUUUCUUAAUUCCUAUAGUAUUUUUGGGUACUGUCUUUUAUUGGAUAAGAAAGGUAUUUUUGAGGACCAGCAAGAACAUUAAAAGAAUGGAGGGUAUGACUCGAUCCCCUGUGUUUACUCAUUUAAACGCUACUUUAAAUGGAUUGAGUACCAUAAGAGCAUACUGUGCACAGGAUAUAUUAAGAAAAGAAUUUGACAAACUGCAAGACGUCCAUACUUCCACAGUUUACAUGUAUAUAGUGGCGAGCACUGGCUUUGGAUUCUCGUUGGACGUAUUUUGCUUCGUCUUCACAUCUCUAGUUAUUUUCAGUUUCCUCUUAUUGCAACAAACAUUUUCUGGCGGAGAGGUAGGCUUGGCCAUCACGCAGGUAAUGGCCAUGACAGGAAUGAUUCAGUGGGGAAUGAGACAGAACGCUGAAGUGGAAAACCAGAUGAUGUCUGUUGAACGUGUGUUAGAGUAUACGCAAAUUGUGGCUGAAUCGAAUUUACGUGACAGGGGAAAGUUUGCCAAGAAAAUCGAGAAGCAACUUCCGCUACCUGCUAAUGCACCAAAGAAUUGGCCAACAGAUGGAAUGAUCAGGUUUAGAAGCGUUUAUAUGAAAUACGUAGAGGAUGAUCCUCCAGUAUUAAAAGGACUGAAUCUCGUCAUUAACCCUGGAGAAAAGAUAGGUAUAGUGGGAAGAACAGGAGCUGGAAAAUCAUCCUUAAUAUCAGCUCUAUUUAGACUAGCCAAAAUUGAAGGUGUCAUAGAAAUUGAUGGUAUAGACACUGGGUCCAUUUGUUUAGAAGAUUUACGACGUAAUAUAUCGAUCAUUCCCCAAGAUCCAGUUCUAUUCUCUGGUACCUUAAGGCGUAAUUUGGAUCCUUUCAACGAAUUUACGGAUAAAGCUCUUUGGGAAGUACUUGAUGAGGUAGAACUGAAGGAUGCUGUAAUUACUGCUGGAACAGGCUUGGAUAGCCGUGUUUUGGAUAGGGGCAGUAACUAUAGCGUAGGUCAAAGACAGCUGGUUUGUUUGGCAAGAGCUAUAUUAAGAAAUAAUAAAAUACUUAUGCUUGAUGAAGCUACAGCCAAUGUGGAUCCACAAACAGAUGCCCUGAUCCAGCAUACAAUACGAAAGAAAUUUGCCAAAUGCACUGUUCUUACCAUUGCCCAUAGGUUAAAUACUAUCAUGGAUAGCAAUAAGGUUUUAGUCAUGGAUAAAGGACGUAUGGCUGAAUAUGAUCAUCCUCAUAUACUAUUACAAAACAAUUACAGUCAAUUCAAAUCGCUAGUUAAAGAAAGUGAUCGUGCUAUGUACGAUCAAUUAGUGAAAGUAGCAAAACAAUCUUACAUUAGCAUAUACGGAAAACGAUGAUUAUUAAAUAACAGCUUGAUCAUGAAAAAGGAUUGGCAGCAAUAUGAAAACAACUCCAAUAUAUGAAUUUAUUUCAAAAGAAAGAAAAGUAUAGCUGUUACAUCCAAAGAUGCAAAAGUUCAUUACUAAAAGUAUUAUUUAGCUAUGAAUUUUAUCACGUUUCAAAAUGUGUUUUGAUUGUGAUUGAUUUUGAAUUGAGAUUAGGAGUCAUUACUUAAUACUGGAAAUUAUUAUUUUUAUUGUAGCAGUUCUUUUAACUUGUACAAUACGCAAAUCACGUUCUUAAUUUUAAUCCUACCAAGUAUUAUUACAAGCGUAUACAAUGUAGUUAUAUAAUUAAUAUAAUAUAAUAUAAUAUAGUCGCGAGCGGUAUAUAAUAUCCGAGGAAGCAUAUUUUUAUAUCUCUCUGUACGCAAAUUAUUACGAUCGUUAUUCCAAGAACUUUCUUAUAUAACGAAAACUUUCUUGCAGAUUUUUAUGCAAACUCAUAUUUCUACGAAUACAACUAAAAAAACGAAAUCUAAAUAAAAAUUUUGUUCACCUUCUAAAUAUUAUACCAAAAAAUUUCCUUUGGAAAUUUUAUGUAUUUUUAUAUGUUAAAGUUUUUCAUAAAUGCAUGAACAUCCGUAAAGUACUUAUAUAAAUAGAACGUUGCUGCGCGGCGUAUCAAACUUACAAAUAUCUAUAAAUAUACUUCGUUUUUGUACUUCAUAUUUUACAUAUUUUGUUAUGUUUUAUAUCAUGGAAAGUUGUAUAAUAUAUGCCGUGCGCAAUAGGAAAAAAAGGAAAAGGAAGCAAAUGAAUCUUCAAUAAUUUUUGACGUUUGCGUAGGUACCAAAAGUAAACAUUUAAGUUAGCAAUAAGAAUCAAGAUUUCUUAAAAUAUUAUUUUUAUCAUCGUAAGCGAAAAUACAACGUUUAUAGUACUUUUCUACACAAAAUUAAUACUAUAUAUAUAUUAUGAUCUUAUUAUGUACUAUAAGUGCAAAAUAUACCAUAACUACAUGUAGUACGGUAUAUUGUUAUGAUAAAGAUCGAGAAUUGAUUAGUCUAUUAUGUAUACAGCGCUCGAUAAAUCCGUCGAUAAAUUAAUAAGAUCGAUCGAAUGAAGAAUAUAUUCGUGAGAAUUAUACAGCGAUACAGUGUUCAUUGUAAUUUGCUAUAUAUUUUCGAAGAUUAUAUUGUUAUAUUUUUUAUGUAUACAUAAAUUAUAUCUAACUGUAAAUAAAAGUCUUUACUUUUAUACCUUAA
Molecule: messenger RNA, 6185 nt
Organism: Bombus pyrosoma
Lineage: Eukaryota; Metazoa; Arthropoda; Insecta; Hymenoptera; Apidae
Product: ATP-binding cassette sub-family C member 4-like
Exons: 13
Coding region: 757-4935 (1392 amino acids)
Biological process (GO): transmembrane transport
Cellular component (GO): membrane
Molecular function (GO): ABC-type transporter activity; ATP binding; ATP hydrolysis activity
Source: RefSeq, a predicted model, not a curated record